Molecule: messenger RNA, 2720 nt
Organism: Diceros bicornis minor
Lineage: Eukaryota; Metazoa; Chordata; Mammalia; Perissodactyla; Rhinocerotidae
Gene: AAGAB
Product: alpha and gamma adaptin binding protein
Exons: 10
Coding region: 34-981 (315 amino acids)
Source: RefSeq, a predicted model, not a curated record
GCUGCCGCACGGAACCGGCUUGGGAGCGGGGCUAUGGCUGCAGGUGUCCCCUGUGCGCUCGUCACCAGCUGCUCUUCCACCUUCACCGGGGACCGGCUGGUGCAACAUAUCCUUGGAACAGAAGAUCUUACUGUGGAAGUGACUGCCAAUGAUGCCGUGAGAUUUUAUCCCUGGACCAUUGAUAAUAAAUACUAUUCAGCAGAUAUCAAUCUAUGUGUGGUGCCAAACAAAUUUCUUGUCACUGCAGAGAUUGCAGAGUCCAUCCAAGCCUUUGUGGUUUACUUUGACAGCACACAAAAAUCUGGUCUUGAUAGUGUUUCCUCAUGGCUUCCACUGGCAGAAGCAUGGUUACCUGAGGUGAUGAUCCUGGUCUGUGAUCGAGUGUCUGAAAAUGGUGUAAGCCGACAAAAAGCUCAAGAAUGGUGUAUCAAACAUGGCUUUGAAUUGGUGGAGCUUAGUCCGGAAGAGUUGCCUGAGGAGGAUGAUGACUUCCCAGAAUCUACAGGAGUAAAGCGAAUUGUUCAAGCCUUGAAUGCCAAUGUCUGGUCCAAUGUAGUGAUGAAGAAUGAUAGGAGCCAAGGCUUUAGCCUUCUCAGCUCGUUGGCUGGAGGAAACCAUAGCAUUGGGUCAGCAGAGACCUGUCCCUCAGAGCAGCCCCAUUUGCCAGCAGCAAAUAGGACUGAAUCCCCCUUGGAUCAUCGGGGUGGUGCAUCUAGCACAACAGACGCUCAGGUUGAUAGCGUUGUGGAUCCCAUGUUAGAUCUGGAUAUUCAGGAAUUAGCCAGUCUUACUACUGGCGGAGGAGAUUUGGAGAAUUUCGAAAGACUAUUUUCAAAGUUAAAGGAAAUGAAAGACAAGGCUGCGACGCUUCCUCACGAGCAAAGAAAGUUACAUGCAGAAAAGGUGGCUAAAGCAUUCUGGAUGGCCAUUGGGGGAGACAGAGAUGAAAUUGAAGGCCUUUCAUCUGAUGAAGAACACUGAAUUAUUCACAAUAGGGUUUGACUGACAAGAUGCUAAUUCUGUCUACCUGAGAUGCUUCCCUGCUCAACCCAGUUACAUUUUGAACUUCCCAUCAUCAUGUUGGCCACCUGACUUGUUCAUAGGGUCCCCUUAAUUCUAGUUUUUAGUAGAGGUUAAGGAGAAUUCUUUUCUUCCUCAGUAUAUUAUAAAGGAGUGAGGAGUAUAAUGACAAUAAGGAGUGAUAAUUUUUCAAAUAUACUUUUGUGUUCUAGAAACAGGAAUGAAACGAGGCUCGGAGGUCUGUGUGAUUUGCCCAAGUUAAAGAAGAACACCACUAGGCCAUUCCUAGUCGACCUUUUAAGGAGCUUUCCCUGCAUUCACACUUGAUUACAGUGGAUCCGGAGCUGGUACCAACUCUCCUGGCUAUUCUGGGUUUUCUACUUUCAAGGAGUUUGCUGCUCUGAGCUUUGAUGCUUUUGAAGGGAAGAAGGGAAGCAGCUGCAGAUUUGAUUUGUGCUGUAGCAGAGGUGGGGCCAAAGGCGGUGGCCCUCGGGUUAGUCUAGCUAAAACAAUGCUUCUGGGCAUUUCAGUUGAAAUACAGUGUCUGAGCUCAUGCUCAAAAGUAUUGAGAAACCAGUGUGAAUUUCUAGACUAUAAUAAAUGAGGCAAAGGUUUCCUACUCUGGUAGGGAUAAAACAGACCCCUCUACCAAGUCAUUGUGUGUGUGUAGAAGAGAGAGAGAGAAACUUGAAGUCCCUGUAUGGGCCAUGGAAACAGUUUGUGAUCAUAUACUGAGAUUUUUCUUUUAGUAUUACUGUGAAGAAACUCUUCUUCCUUAGAAUUCUCCCCUGCUACUUCAGAUGUCAGAGUGUGUUGUACACUUUAUACCCUCAAAACAAGGCAAGUUUCUCCCCCUCUUUCUCUCUGAAAGCCAAACAGAGAUCACUGCCAAAAUAGUAACACUAAGGAGUGGGCGAGGUGGGAAAGGAUGUGAAAGGUCAGGCAAUGAAUCCUUGAGUACCUUGUGUGACUUCCAAGGCUGAGUGGGUCAGCCCCAGGGGAACUGGGAAACUUCACCAAAGGGAAAGUUUCCAAAGGAAGACUGGGAAAUACAGCAAAUAAAACUCCUCUUUCUGUUUUUGUAGACACUUUGUAAUGCAUGUCAUUAACCUUUGCUGUGGCAGUCACUGCCAUGGCUCUAAAGUGGCACAGGGCUGGAUGGUGCCGGCCCAUGGGCUGAGAACUUCUUCUGGCCUGGUGUGGGCUAUGAAACCCCUUAGGUGACUGGCAGAAGCAAGUUUCAGACCCCUCUGUGCACCACCUUUCAAGCAGUGCAGAACCUGACACAGGUGGUAAAAGGAAUGGAAUGCUCCAGGUCCCUGCCAGAGUGACCACAGGGAGUAAAGGUUUCAGUGCUUGGAGCAUUCAGGAAGAGUCAUUCCAGGAAUAUUAGAGGCUAUCUUGCUUGGUGACUUUUUUUCUUCCUUCAUUUUUUUACUAUUCUGAAGGUUUUUGAAGCUGUAUUUCACCACCAUUCCAUCAGUGUUUCUUUGAGGGGAUUGCAUUAGCUAUUGAUUAGAAAUGUAAGGGAAGUUGGCUCGGGGGUUGCAAAAUGAAAGGUGGAACAUGUCUUUCUUAAAAUGUGAAAGGUUUCCAAAAAUACAUUAGCUCACAUGGUUAGGGAAAACAGACUAGAAAAAGCUGUGAACUUGAUUUCAUGGAUUAAACAAAGCCAGAUUAAAAUGUGAUUUAUUUAUCAA